Caenorhabditis remanei is the source of this 864-nucleotide messenger RNA. RefSeq lists its product as uncharacterized. Gene Ontology annotation, molecular function: iron ion transmembrane transporter activity. Gene Ontology annotation, cellular component: membrane. NCBI's taxonomy places the organism in Eukaryota, Metazoa, Nematoda, Chromadorea, Rhabditida, Rhabditidae. Bases 1 to 864 code for a protein of 287 amino acids. The transcript has 3 exons. The record is from RefSeq and is a predicted model, not a curated record. Gene Ontology annotation, biological process: iron ion transmembrane transport.
AUGAACGUAUUGUCUCCGAUUGCUGUUGGGGCACUUGUCUCUUCUGUCGGAAUAUUCCAUUCCUUGUUGGUUUUCGCUUGUGGAUCAUUGAUCACUCUAAUUCUGAAAUCUAUAUUUCUUUACUCAAUCUAUCAAACUAAUGAAUCUCUUCACUACAAGAGACAACUAUCGUGGCUAGAUUCUGAUUCGUUCAAAUCUCAUUCGUCUACAUCCAUUUCACUUCCAACUGAAGAAAAACGUGGCGUGUUUGCUACUUAUUACUACCAGAAAACAUUCCUCGCUGCAAUCGGAAUGUCACUUUUCUACAAAACUGUUAUGGGGUUCGAUAAUUUGGCUGUUGGAUACGCUAAAAGUUCCUCAGACAUACCAAUUUUCACAAUUGGUGUCUUACGUUCGUAUGGGUCACUGGCCGGAAUGAUGGGAGUAAUUUCUUAUUCAUUAAUGGAAAAACGAAUAGGAUUGAUAAAUGCUGGGUUUGUUGGACUCAUAAUUCAACAAGUGUUUUCAUUGAUUGCGGUAUCAACAAUUUGGAUACCAGGAUCUCCGUUUUUUGAAAAUAAUUCUGAAGAAGGGCAUAGUGUUUUCAUUUUCUUGACUGCAAUUGCAACAGCUAGAUACGGUCUCUGGUGUCUCGAUCUCACCAUCACUCAUUCAAUGCAAAUUCACAUUCCGGAGACGGAAAGAAAUACAGUGUUUGGUUUUCACAUGGCGCUUUGUCAAGCUUUCUCGGUGCCCAAAGAGCUACUGGUGAUACUUUUUCCGGACCCUUCUCAAUUUUAUUCGUAUAUUUUGUCUUCUUACUUUUGUGUUACAAUUGGCCAACUCUUGUUUUGCAUUUACGCACGGAAUAUCCGUUAUGAAUAA